Molecule: messenger RNA, 1785 nt
Organism: Neolamprologus brichardi
Lineage: Eukaryota; Metazoa; Chordata; Actinopteri; Cichliformes; Cichlidae
Source: RefSeq, a predicted model, not a curated record
GCUUCUCCGCGCUCCCGCGUUGUUUUGGGAACAUUCGGUAUCCCAGUGAGCACGCGCUUCCCGGACCGUAGCUGCCCGUCAUCGCUGGCGCUGACAUCACACGGAGGAUUUGCUACAAUGUCAAACACUCACAAGCAGCGCGAGCUCAUGGCUUCCCCGCGCCACAAUGACAAACACCGCCGCGUCCUGCUGCUCAUCCUCUAAAUACUACACAACUACGACCACAACUACGACCACCAUCCAUGGCUUUAUUCCGCGAUUUUGGACAGGAUGCGUUUGAGCAAAUCUAUGUGAGUGCGUGAGCCAGGUCAGAGGUCAUGUUGCGGAGGGAAUCAGACUCCCACGGCCUCUUUACCUUCGGAGAGACGUCCAACAAUGACUGUGAGAUGGGGGUGAGUUGCAGAGAGGUAGAUGUAGCGUGUCUGUGCGAGGCCGGUCCCUGUACACUUUAUUCAGAAGCACACACGCCUACGCCGGACACGCGGCUGUGUGAACGCUGUGGAAAAAACAAAGUGAUGGUAACCAGGUACUCUGAGGGAUACGGCACAGAGGAGGAGUGUGUGUUAUCUGACCCUCAGGGGGAGAGUGACGCAGAUGCGGAUAUAGAGGAUACAGACUGCAGACUCCAGGAGCCUGGUUCUCUCCAGCGAAUCAGCUCACGGAGACGGAAACGUCCUCGAGUAGCGCGACAAGACACCACGGAGAGCGAGGAUGAUGGCGGGCGAAGCCAUAGAUCCCAUCGAUGGAAUCUGAGGCUUAGUCCUGACAGAGCACACAGCAGAACCAUACUCGAGGAGAGCAUAUCACAGGUCAGGCCACUGAUCAUUUGCAGGCCAAACGUGGAGAAGCAGAAGAGUCCUGAUGAGGUGACCCGAGGCUCCAAACUGACGUCUCUGUGGCCGUCGUCCUUCUCUCUUCCUCUUAUCCUCCUCCUGUCAUUACCUCUCUCUGUUUCUCUCAUUGUUUUUAUCGUGUCUUUCCUCCUUCCGUGGGCCAGUGCUUGACCCGCCAUGCCUGCUUCAGGAUAUUAGUUUCAUUCCAGAAAUUACAGAAAGUUCUACUGACUCAUAUAAUGUAGGGGAUAGCGUAAUUUCUUUAUAAACGAGUAGAAAGACUUGAAGAUAAUAAUAGAUUAGCAAUACUGAAUUUGUGUUCAAUGUUUCUUUUCCUCCUUUCUUUAAAUAUCUUGACUUUAAGCGAAGGUCGUCCCUCGAAACCAAAAAGGCACUGAGAAACUUUCAUAACGCGGCGCAUUUUGAUCGAGAAUGUGUGCUCACAGUGAACACAACACAAACUCAGCUCCUGCCUCUGUCUCAUAAAAUCUCACCUUCCGUCUCACUUUUCCUCACCCCCUCAUUUGUAAAAAUAGACCUCUCAUCUCGCUCCUUAAUCUAACAAGCCACUGGAGUGACACGGAGGUGGGGGGGGGGGCAAGGUUUUAUGGCUUUGCAGGUACUUUUAAAAAGGAAACUAGGAGGCUCAGUAGGAAAACCUGCGAAAGACAAUGCUGCCGAACUAUGCAAUCCCUCUGUUUCUACCGCCGCAUCUUAACUGCUGUUCGAGUACGUCUCCUAUGUCCUUGGCACUGUCGACACCUUCGUGGCCCCCCGUCCCCUUUUCUUCCUCUGAGGAGUACAGUUUGUGAAUGCAGAGACUCGAUGGUUCCAAAGUAGAGCGUGACCCAAUUUAAAAAGCAUUACCAGGAGAGAUCUGAUACAGCUCCCAUCGUGUAUGAUCUACAGCACAUCUGUUAUAACGAAUAAAUUACAUGUAUUAAUUUACGCG